AUGGGCAGGAGGACUCAGGCGCGCGCGAGCGAUGACCUGGUGAUGACGAUCGCGUCCGAAGACGAGCUGUCAGAUGGAGAGAACAGCGCGGACUCUGGAGAGGAGCAAGAAGCGGAGAUCCAGGGCAGUCACAGUCAGCAGCAGCAGAAGACGGAGCAGCAAAACGAGUGCGAGAUCGCCGAAGACUUUGAGUUUGACGACGGCGGUGGCGGUUUCUGUGCUUCUAGUGGCAGUUCGUGGGACUUUACAACGGCCAUUUCACGUAUCGACGAGAUGGAGAGCGGCGUCUUGAAGCGCACGUCGAUCCAGACAAAGAUUGAUAAAAGACGACGAGAGAAGGAGGACCUGAAGAAGAAGAAGAAGAAGAAGAAGGAGCAGAAGGCUGGUGGAGAGAGUGAGGAUGCUGAGGAAGAGGUGGAGACGGAAGGGUCCAGUGAUAGUGGAGACGAGGCCGAAGAGAGACUUACUGACACUGGGGAGCAGCGCGGAGGAGAAGAAGAGGACGAUGUGGUGGAGGAAUCGCGCUUGCAGACGGCGCUCAAGGACAACAAGAAGGAUCAGCAGGCGAUUGACAAGAUGGUGGACGCGCUGGAAACGAAGAAGGCUGCCGCGUUUUUCGAUUCGGACCCGUUUGCAGCACAGGAGUUUGCCAAGACGAAGUUUGAAACGUUUGCAGACUUGAAGCUGUCGCGGCCACUCAUGCGUGCGAUUGCGCACGUGGGCUUUGAGAAGCCAACUCCGAUUCAGCAGCGAGCGAUCCCUAUCGCACUCACGGGCAAAGAUAUCUGCGCGAGUGCCCAGACAGGCAGUGGUAAGACUGCUGCUUUUUUGUUACCUAUCUUGGAGCGUCUUCAGUUCCGCUCGCGUCGUGUGCAGUCGACACGUGUGAUGAUUAUUUGUCCUGUACGUGAGCUUGCAACGCAAUGUCAGUCAAUGUUUGAACAGUUGGCGCGUUUCACCGACAUUACGAUCUCGUUAGCAGUGGGUGGGUUGCCGCUCAAGGCCCAGGAAGCUGAAUUGCGCAAUCGUCCGGAUGUUGUGGUGUGCACUCCGGGUCGUAUGAUUGAUCAUUUGCGUAACUCCAAGAGCGUUCACAUGGACGAUCUGGAGAUUCUGGUGCUGGACGAAGCGGAUCGACUGCUUGAGCUGGGGUUCACGGACGAAGUGCUGGAGCUAGUUCGUAUGUGUCCUGUGCAACGCCAGACAAUGCUUUUCUCUGCGACGAUGACGUCGAAGGUCGACCAGCUGAUUGGUCUCUCGAUGAAGCGUCCUGUGCGUAUCAGCACGGACCCAUUGUUCGACAUGGCUAAGCACUUGGUACAGGAGUUUGUGCGCAUUCGCCCCAAUCGUGAAGACGAUCGUGAGGCAAUUCUCCUGGCACUGUGUACACGUACGUUCCGCACGAAUACGAUUGUGUUUAUGGAGACCAAGUCGCAUGCGCACCGAAUGAUGAUCAUCUUCGGUCUUGCUGGUAUUAAGGCUGCUGAACUGCACGGCGACUUGCUGCAGAGAGACCGUCUUGAGGCGCUGCAAAAGUUCCGUGAUGGCGCUGUCGACAUCCUCCUGUGUACUGACAUCGCAGCCCGCGGUAUCGAUGUACGUGGGGUGCACGCUGUCAUCAACUAUGAGAUGCCAAAGGACAUCACGACCUACGUCCACCGUGUUGGUCGCACAGCUCGAGCUGGUCGCAACGGUCGUGCUGUCACGCUUACGAGCGAGUCACGUCGCUUGGUGAUGAAGCAGGUGUCACGGCAUUGCAAUGGAUUCGUCAAGUCCCGUGCUGUUCCUGAUCCUGUGAUUGCACAAUGGAAGGCCCGCAUUGAGAGCAUGCAGGAGGACGUGAAGCUAGUGAUGCACGAUGAGACUUUGGAGAAGCGCGUGCGUGAAGCCGAAAAAGAGGCCACCCGUGCUACGAAUAUGCUGCGGCACCGUGACGAGAUUAUCUCCCGUCCUGCACGCACGUGGUUUAUGUCUGAGAAGGAAAAGAAAAACGUGAACAAGCGGGCUGAUGAUGAGUCUCGUGCCCACGAGAAUGCGUUGAAGGAAGGAUCGAAGACUGAUGAUCCCGUAACGCGCGCGAAGAAGCUCAAGUUAAUGAGCCACAAAAAGCGUCGACUGUUUGAGAUCCGGGAGCGUGAAGAACGGAUGCUCGCGGACGCGAACCGUGACGAGGAGGGCAGUGGUAAAGACAGCAAAACAGCUGCAGUAUUCACGUCGACACACGUCGCUGGUGCUGCUAAGCGCGCCAAAAAGGUGCAGCAGGAGUCUACACGCUCGCGCGAGGAGGAGUCAAUUGCAGAGAUGCACGAGCGAAAACGUCUCCGACGUGAGAAGGCUCGAGCAGCUCGAAGUAGUCACGGGUCGGGGGCGUUUGAUGUUGACAUGACACGUGACGAGGCUUCAAAGCCUAGGAAGCAGCGGGAUGCUGGCGCUGGCCACAAGUCGUUCGAGUUCAAGGAGAAGCUCACGGACUACAAGAAACACGCCAAGAAGAGCUCGAGCUCGUUCAAGUCCAAGGCAAAGUACAAGCGACGCAAGUAG
Peronospora matthiolae is the source of this 2541-nucleotide messenger RNA. NCBI's taxonomy places the organism in Eukaryota, Oomycota, Peronosporomycetes, Peronosporales, Peronosporaceae. The record is from the annotation of a GenBank genome assembly.